GGAGAGAGGCCAGAACUGAAGGUAUGUGUUCCUACUUAGACAAUAUGCUGCAUUCUGGACACGUCCAAGAGAUUUAAUUACCUCUGAAUUUAGCCUAGAACAGUGGUCAAAAGGUCAGCCAAGAUUAUAGCAGGACCUCGUUGAUGGCUGCAAAACAUGUUUGGUUUCUCCACAACUCGUUAACAACAAUUAUCAAAUAAGUUGGGCUAUAUCCAUAUACGUAGGCCUAUCAUUUCGAUUCCAUGUGGACUAAAAACAUACCAAUCUCAUAGCUACUUGUGCAUACAUUUUUUUUUAUUAGCCCUAAAAAAAAAACAAAAAAACAUUCAAAUUAAAUAAUAAAAAUCAUUUUUAUGACAAUUUGAUGAACGUAUGAAAACGUAUGACCUGCACUGCACAUCCUGACCCAGAUAGGCUAACAGCCUCAGUGUUUCAGUGCUGCGUGUUGCCUCCUCCAUGAAGGUCUGCGCUCUGCCUGCGCUUCAUUUGCGUCCAAGCGGCGGAUGGGAGCGCAGGGAGCACGGAUGUGGCCUCACGGUUGUGUUAUUGAUGUUUUCAGACAUCCGCCGCUGCUGCUGAUGUAGCCCGACCGUAGCCCAUUUUUGGAUGCGCAAGCGACGGGGAGCCCCUCAAGUUCCAAUUAGCUUUUUGUUUCUGUGUGUGGAGCGAUCAUUUUUACAUGCGUGAUACCAGGGGGUGGUUGGAUGUAAACACGCUGGCCUGUCUGUGCUCAUGAUCGGAGGCGAGGUGAGGCUGAUUUCACGGAUUCAGAUCGCCAGCUGAUUUCACUCUGGAGCGGAGCAGCGGUUUGCUCCAAUGGCGUCAGUUUCUAAAGUGUCUAUCCUGGAUUACUUCAAUAUUGUGUUUGAGGGGGAAAAUGGUAAGAUUGAGUCCAACUGUAAGGCUUGUGGCACCAGAAUCCAGGCGAAGCGGAGCGUUACGUCUAACUUCGUAACACAUCUCAAGCGGAAACACCCAGCUAUGUAUGAUGACUUCGUGAAAAGGAAGGAUAUGAAGAGGGAGGGUUAUUCCUCUGCUUGCCUGCACAGUUUCACCACCAAUGGAGGAAACCCCCGCUUCACACUUCCUGUAACAACUGGAGCAGGAGGAGGAGGAACCUUAGGAGGUGUUGGAGGAGUUGGCACCCUUGAGGGAGGACGAGGCCCAGGAACAGGGGAGACUAAGUUUGACAGACAUGACCCCCGUCAGGUUCUGAUCUCUGAGGCGAUAGCUAAGAUGAUCGUGCAUGAUCUGCAGCCAGUGUCCAUAGUGGAAAAUCAAGGCUUCAGAGAUUUACUGCAGCUCCUGGAGCCCCGUUACACUCCCGAGCCCCAGCACUACAUCCAGGGACAGCUUCUUCCUGCCUACGCUUACCAGGCUCAGCUGGCCACACGUCAGGCCGUAGCAUCAGCACACGCCCUCAGCCUCAGCUUGGACCUAUGGAGGAGCCAAACUCAAACUGCUUCAGGUUACCUCGGUGUCACCUGCCAUUAUCUUGCAUCUGACUGGCAGAUACGUUCAGCUCUCCUGGCCUGCCUCCCACUGACUUGCAGCAGCUCUGUGAGCCGUGUGCUUGCAGAUUUUGAUGAAGUGUGUCAUUCGCACAGUGUGUCAGGGAGAGCAUUUUGUGUCGUUGCAGACACCUUCCCAGCAGCAACAACAGUGAGGCCAUGUUGUCUUCCUGGUUUCCUGGUUCCCCCUCUUCCUACAAAUGGGCAAGAGGAUGAUCCUUCAGAUCAAGGGCUGGACAACGGUAACAAUGCAGAGCAAUGGAUCAGUAAUGGCCAUGGGUGUAAUGGAGAGGAUGAAGACUGGGGCGAGUCAUGGGAGCAGGGUUUGGGUGUUUGUCGGGUAGACUGUUUCUCUCGAUCUCUGGAACAAUGUGUCAGAAAGGGGCUGUGCUCCUCCCCACAGAUCUCCUCUACUCUGACCAAGGUUGCACGUUUCUAUAACUACAUUACCUCUGCUGUACCUCCUGAGAAACUCAUCCAGGUGUUUGAUAGGGGGUUGCCUGGGGGGACCCGAAACAUUCACGAUAGUGCUACGGAUUGGGCUGCUCAACUUAAGGUCCUUCGGCGACUGCUGGACUCAGUGGAGUUCCUGGAGGAGAUGAGCGGUCCAGGGGAGGUAGCUUUGAGUAGCUCCGAAAGAGCCCUGCUGAGGGAGCUUACUGACAUUUUAGAGCCUUUUACUGAGGCCUGGGACAUGGUGCAUGGGGAACUACAGAGAAACAUGCAGCCAGGCAGACAUGUGUCUAUCAGUUUGGCUCUGCCUUGUGUUCUUGGGCUGCGUAAGCACCUCUCUGAGACAUCCACCCCCCACUGCCCUGCCCUACUGCUCAGCCUGAGUCAGUCACUGGAGCACCUGCUGGCUCCAAUCCUGGAAAACCCCCUCUACAUUACCGCAACCACUCUGGACCCCCAGUUUAAACUUACAUGGAGCAGCAACCCUGACUGGCACAAGCAAGUCCUCAUAGAGGAGCUAUCCAAACAUUCCACAGCCUCCCAACCCGCCGAUCUCAACACAGACUUUCACCCUCAGUCCCAAACUCUUCCUACUCCAGCCCCGUCUCCGGUCUCUUCACUUUCUCGGCCCUGCAAAUUGUUCUCUUUUAUCAAGCAGAGACCUGCAACACAGGCUAAAAGCCUGGAACAGGAGUUAUCUGUCUAUCUUCGUGAGGAGCCCACAGAUGAAGAGGCUUUACAUUACUGGCGCCGUAAAGCCAUUGACUUUCCUCUGCUAGCUGAAGUUGCCAAAAGAGCAUUUACCAUACCUGCUUGUGACACUGUGGUGGAGAAUAUUUUCUCCACAGCUAGGCACCUCCUGUUGCCAGAGAGAGGUCACAUCCUGCCAAAGAACUUGGAGACACUCAUCUACCUCAAAGCCAACUACAAAUUAUUGUGGACUUAAAGCUAUGAGUGAGACAUCUUUUAUCUAAACAGCAACCAGGGGCUUUCCAGUUUAAGUAAGGUGACCUGGAUUGAAAACCUCUGUUGCCGUUAAGAAACUUGAACUAACAGCAUAACAUAUUACAGACCUGUUAUUAUGAGGCUGAAUGAAAUGAACUACAGUUUCCUUUCUUGACUUUUGUUUUAGAUGUGGAUAUUCUGCAUAUGGGUUUUCACACUGUCAGCUGUUUACAAAGCGGCUUGAAACAUCACGACAUUAUUUUGCUCUUUUCAAACUACAGUCUCCAGAUUACCAAUAAGCUCCAAAUCUUUCUUUUCAACCUUUGCUUAGGAAAGCAUCUGUUGUAUCUUUACUUCAUGGGAAAAAGAAAGUUUAUUCACUGUCAAUACAGUCAUGAUAAAAAUAAGUGCACACUGUGAUCCAAUAGCUUGUAGAACCAACUUUAACAGUUAUACAUUGCAGUAGUCGUUUUCUAUAAAAUUGUAUUUGUUUCUGAUAUAAUUGUGGAGGAAUUAUGACCGACUCUGCUUUACAACAUUGCUGUAGUUCAUUGAGAUUUGUGAACUUUUUGUUUUGUUUUAAUAAGGUCCCAAAUAUCUUAAAUGUAUUCGACAUGUGAAUUAUCUUGAUGAUUGAUGGACUUUAAUGUAUUUGUAAAUAGUCGGACAACCCUUCUCAGAAUGAUAAGCAGCAACAAUUGCUUCUUUAAAAUUUUUGCUUACUCCCAAAGCUGCUUUUAUGUGUGUAAUCAAAAUAGCUUAAAAUCAAAUAUAUAUAUAUAUAUAUAUUGUUGUGAUUACCAGUAAAUGACUGCUGCUUUACUUCUUGAAUCCUUGAAAGAAAAGGAGAAAGAAUGUACUUAAUUUGUUCCCUAUUAUUAUAUUGACAAUAGUAAAAAGUUUCUUUUUCCCAUGAAUUUAUGCACAAUUACUUUACGCGAUGCCAGUAAUUCACACAUUGUCACCUGAGAAGGAUGACAUCUAUGGCAAACCAAUACAUUCAUUCCCUAAUUCUUUCCCUCAGUGACUGUCGCCGGGACAUCAGAAUAAAUAAAUUUCAGUUUUUAACACUGA
Molecule: messenger RNA, 3983 nt
Organism: Girardinichthys multiradiatus
Lineage: Eukaryota; Metazoa; Chordata; Actinopteri; Cyprinodontiformes; Goodeidae
Product: zinc finger BED domain-containing protein 4
Exons: 5
Coding region: 817-2910 (697 amino acids)
Molecular function (GO): protein dimerization activity
Source: RefSeq, a predicted model, not a curated record